Molecule: messenger RNA, 3672 nt
Organism: Acaulospora morrowiae
Lineage: Eukaryota; Fungi; Glomeromycota; Glomeromycetes; Diversisporales; Acaulosporaceae
Source: the annotation of a GenBank genome assembly
AUGAGUAAUUAUGUAAAUCUGCCAUUUGGUGGAGAAAUUGACGAACAUAUGGUAAUGUCAGGAGAAAUGGACAUGUCCAUGACACAUUAUAUAAAUGAAACCGAAAGGCAUGAAGGACAAUCACUCGGAGGUUUAGGUGAUGAUAACACGAUAGAAAACGGGAAUGGGUUUGCGGUUGAAGCAUUGAAUUAUAUACAUUUUGAUGACUUUGUUCAUGCUCCUGAUGCUAUGUCUGAUGGUCAGCAAAUGAUAUGGAAUAUCGGCGCAGCUUCAGACAAUCAAAUGGCUGCUGAAGGAUGGGAUCCAUCCUCCCUUGCAAUUCAUGAUUCUGUGCAAACAACUCAAGAAAACAAUUCUCAAACUAUGUUGAUGAAUCCUGAUGCAGCUACACAAUUUCUUAUCGAUCCCGCUCUUGUGGCACAGCAUCAACCGCAACCCCCAGCGCAAACCCAACCACCGCAGCAAGGUCAUUCUUACGGGACACGGUUUGCAAAUCAAAUGCGUCCAACGCCCGGGAUUCAACCUCGAACGAGAAAACAGAGACCUAAAAAGGGUCGAGGAGAGGCUGAUGACGGGCCUUACUGUAUAUGUCGUGGUCCAACUUAUGGAGUCAUGGAGUGUGUUGGAAAUAAAUUUGCUAAUGAUAUUCAUUCUAACGAAUUCACAGAUGAUCGUCCAAUGGCCGAGGCAACCGGCAUAGAUCCCAAAGCAUUGUUGAUUGAAGAACCAACUGAUGUUGGACAGCCGAAAUCAAUCCCAAAAUGUGCGUUCAAGGAUUGUUCAAAUCCGGCCCGCGAGAAUAAUCCCUAUUGUAGCGAUGGUUGUUCCUUGCACAAUCAGAUCUUAGAGAUUAAGAAGACGAAAGGACCGGAAUCAACGCAAUCGAAAUCCUCACCUCCCACUACAGUCGAAUCCAAAAAAGCUCAACGUCCAGUACUUCCAAAACUUGUCCAAUCCAAUGUUUCCGGCAAGGUCGCACCGCCGGGAGUUAAACCUGGCACAGUGAAUCAUAGGCCACCCACGGUUGCCGGCCAGACUCCUGCGGUGAAUAGAAUGUCAUCACCUCAACUGAGAAAGGUGCCCAUCCCUCCAAGAAAAUCGUCCUCGGGAAGUUCUGGUGACUCUACCACCAAAGUUCGCAACCUUUGUAUGGAAAAAUUUCACAAUCUUUUUACCAAAAAAUACACGGAAUUACAGCAAAAGGGUGAAUUACCUGAUUCACAAGAAGGACCCGAGCAACUUGCCCAGCGUUUGGCAAAACGCAUCGAAGAAUCCAUUUACGAUAAUUUCGCUUCAAAAACAGAACGAGAUGGACUGGGUCAGUCGUAUAAAUCAAAGUUUAGAAAUCUCCUGACUAGUCUUGGUCAUCCUAAAAAUGAGGAUUUAUUGAUGCAAGUUGUUAAAGGUGACAUUCCACCGGUGAGGUUGGUGAUGAUGUCCGCGGAGGAUUUAGCUAAUCCCGAACAAAAAUCCUUGAUGGUUAAAGUUCGCAGGGAAAGCAUGCAACAGUCGGUAUUGAAAGCAGAAGAUAUAAAUGGUCCAAGGAUAAAGAAAACGCACAAAGGUGAAUUCAUAAUUGUUGAGGUCGGGCGGGAUUCUCCUAAGCAUGACACACCAGAUAACAAUUCGAUGGGAUCGUCUGCUCACUCUGCAUUCAAUGCUUCGAGUGUGAGACCAAAAAUAAACGUGGAGGAUUUGAUUCCCAAACGGAGAACAAGUACCACCGAUAGCGCCAAUUCUACGAAUAGCGAAAAUCCGUCGAAAGACGAUUCGUCUCGUGGUGAUGACACGAACGCCUCGAUCAAUAAUUUCUCUCAGGCUAUCAUUCAAAACGAUGACUCGAGGAAUCACACGAAAAGUAGUAAUAAUAUUGUACUCGGUAACAUGGAGACGACUGGUAGUCCGGUCGCAAUGUCUGUAGGAUCAUCAACAAAUUCACCUCCACUUUCCCCACAAGCGAAAACCAUAAUAUCACCCACCAUGAGUCCCUCAAACACACCUCCCGAGGAACCGCCCAGUAAUCCCGUGAAACUGUUGCCUCCCAUCUGGAAGGGUAGAUUGUUAUACGACGGUGUUGCCCGAUUUUCCGGUCAGGCAUCCUUGGUCGCCGCAAAAAAGCGCGACAAAGAACGGAAUUGGGAGGAAAUUCUCGCAGCGUCCAUCAGGUGCAAUGGUCACGUUUCACGAGUAGAGCAAGCGGAUACAUACUUAAUUGACUGUUGGUGUUCACCCUCCAAAGAUGUUGCGUUCAUCAAGUUUGAGGCCAAUGAGGAUGAUGAUAAUGAUAAGGAACAGUUUGAUUUGAUAUUUAAUUAUUUGCGUUAUUCUCCAAAAGAUAGGGUAGUGCGUUAUGGUCGAGUUGCAAACGCCUAUAAUACCGUUAGAGAAAUGUACCUUAUACCAUUAGAGCCCGAAGAUAAAAUUCCUGACGUUAUUACCUUUCUAGAUCAUGAUGAGAUAUUUGUGCCAAAAAAUAAUGAAAAACGUGAAUCAAAAUUAUUAUUGGGUGCAAUUGUUAUCAUUGAUGUUGUGUCUUCCAAAACGAAACGUCCACGUGAUUUAACCCAGAACAUUGCGCGACCAAUCAAAAAAGAGAAUCCUUUGGUUAAUAAGGCUGUGGUACAAAGUCCAAUUGUGGCACCACAAACCAUUGCGAACACAAUUAUGGCACCACCGGUGAAUUCACCGCAAAACCAGCCAUUGCCUACGAAUCUGCCUUCGGUCACAACUGCACCGAACGGAAUCCUUCCCGGGCUAUUACAAUCGCUACUGGCUCAGUCCAGUUCAACGUUGCCUAAUCAAAGUGCACCACCCGCCGCCCAAUUUCCACAACCACCUCCUCCAUUUAGCGGCCCACCACCACCUAAUCAAGGUGGACCACCUGCGCCUUUCGGAAUCCCACCUCCGCAGCAACAGCAACCGCAGCUAGGUAUCCCACCACAACCGGCCCAAUUCCCUACACAUUAUCCGACGGUGACACCUCCAUCAAACGGCCCACCCGGCCUUCCUGGUCAACCUCAGUUCAUACCGCCACCUCCACCACAUAAUCUACAAGGACCACCGGCCCAACCGGGAUUUCCUCCUCAGUACGAGCAAUUUUAUCAACAUCUCCCGCCUCCAAAUUUUCCUCAACAAGGUCCUCCCCAGCAACCACCGCCACCACCAUCAGAUAACAGACGACCUCCCGGGGUACAAGAUUUUCGACCAAAGUGGGGACCACCACCAGACAAUCGACCACCAUCACCAAUGGAUCAUGUGAAUAGAAAUCACGAGAACAGGCCUCAAUGGGAUCAGGAUGAACGAAGGAAUUGGAAUCAAAAUGAAUCCAGACCACCAAGAGAACGUGAAUACCGGAGGGGGCCAUCGCCACCACACUCAGAUUAUCGCGAUAGAAGGCAUCGAGGUCAUUCACAUAAUCGCGAUAUUCGUGGUAGACGCGGAAACAACAGUCCCAGGGGUGGACGUAAUCUCAACGGCGUCGUAGGACAAAACGGAGACCGUGAUUGGAAUGACCAUGAGCGUAGUGACUGGGGAGAUCGUGACAGGGAUGAUAGGGAUGAUGGUAGAUUUGAACGUAAUAAUAGGGAGCAUCAUCACUAUGGUGAAACCGGGAUAAAUGAUCGGGGAGGAAAGUCUAGAAGAGGUGGAAGAUUUCGAGGAACGAGAGCUUGA